AUGUCGUCUCCUAUGCCGGACGAGAAAGUCACUGCAGGUGGCACAGCCCAACCUGGGCGACAAAGAGCCCCUACUAUCAGUAUAGAUGAUACUGCAACAACAAGCGCGCCGAUGUUGUCAGAGGCCGACGGACGCAGUCCUGUCUUGCCACGACUCCAGACAGGAAGUCUUGACCAGCCUGGUUCACACCCUCCAGUCUUUGCGCCUUCACCCACUGAUAAUAGAGGCAGUCGGCCAACUUCGCCUCAUAAUAUCUCCUCACCUCGGGCUUUUGGCCUAGAUGGUGCUCCUUCAAAUACGUUCUUGGCUGUUCCUGGUCCCAGAGAGCCAGCUAGCUCUGUCGAAACCGACUCUCAAUCGACAGCCUCGUAUGGCGGAGACACGAAGGUGCCCACCAGCACCAAUGGUGAUACCGUACCCGAGGAGGCUCCUCUGAGCAACACUGAUAUCCUCAAUGAUUCAGACGCGCUCAAACCAGAUCCUGGUACUGAAGCCGACUUCAAGGUCGAGAAUAGCCCCUUCGCUUUCUCAGUUGGCCAGCUGAACAAGAUGAUCAACCCCAAAAGUUUGUCUGCCUUCUAUCAUCUUGGUGGUCUUGCUGGCAUUGAGAAAGGACUUCGAAGCGACCGCCAAAGUGGACUUAGCUCGGAUGAAGUCGGACUACAAGGUCAAGUCACGUUUGAGGAGGCUCUACAAGCUGCGGAGAAGUCGAAGGAGGACUUCGGUCCGGCAAAACGGACGACUAGCAGAGGUUCCAUUACUAAUGCGACCAAGGCUUCAUCUGACGCCUUUGCCGAUAGGAAGCGAAUCUACAGCGACAACCGCCUACCGGAGAAGAAGACCAAGUCGUUCUUGCAGCUCGCUUGGAUAGCGUACAACGAUAAAAUACUCAUCUUGUUGACAGCAGCUGCUGUCAUUUCACUUGCACUUGGUAUCUAUCAAUCUGUUCGGGCACCAACACAACAAGAAAUAGCCGAAGGCACACACGAAGCACGUGUUGAAUGGGUCGAAGGUGUGGCUAUCAUUGUUGCCAUCCUCGUCGUCACACUAGUCGGUGCAUUGAACGAUUAUCAGAAAGAGCGCCAAUUUGUUAAGCUCAACAAGAAGAAAGAGGAACGCAUGGUCAAGGUUGUUCGAUCUGGAAAGUCUCAAGAAAUCUCGGUAUAUGACAUAAUGGCUGGAGAUGUUGUUCAUCUUGAGCCAGGUGAUUUGAUCCCAGUCGACGGUAUCUUGAUUGAUGGUCAUAAUCUCCGCUGCGAUGAGUCCUCAGCCACUGGCGAAUCUGACAUCAUCCGAAAGCAACCUGCAGACGAUGUCUACCAAGCAAUCGUGCAGAAUCAAGUUACCAAGAAACUAGACCCUUUCAUUCUCUCUGGUGGCAAAGUCGCCGAGGGUGUCGGUACUUUCCUUGCAACGUCGACUGGCGUCAACUCGAGUUACGGCAAGAUUUUGAUGUCGCUGAAGGAUGAAGGCCAGACCACUCCACUUCAAUCGAAGCUGAAUAUCCUGGCCGAAUAUAUCGCUAAGCUCGGUUUAGGUGCUGGCCUGCUGCUCUUCCUGGUCCUCUUCAUCAAGUUUGUAGCAAGACUCGGUUCUAUCACUGGCGGCGCCGAGGCAAAAGGUCAACGCUUUUUGCAGAUUUUUAUUGUCGCGGUUACCAUCAUAGUCGUUGCUGUUCCUGAAGGUCUUCCACUCGCUGUCACGUUGGCUCUGGCCUUUGCCACUACGCGUAUGUUGAAGGACAACAAUUUGGUCCGUCUACUUCGCGCCUGUGAGACUAUGGGCAAUGCUACUACUGUCUGUUCGGACAAGACAGGUACGCUUACACAGAACAAGAUGACUGUGGUAGCUGGUACCUUUGGAACUUCAUCUCGUUUCGCCGACAACGAUGCUGCCCCUAGCAAGGUUGCGGCUACUAAUCACAAACUAGAUGACGAUGAAGAAAAACAGGACGAUAUCACCUCGAUCGUGUUCGCGAAGACCUUGGCAGAUGACACAAGGGUACUGUUGAAAGACUCCAUCGUACUCAACUCAACUGCUUUCGAAGGCGAAGAGAAUGGACAGACUGUCUUUAUUGGGUCCAAGACAGAGACAGCAUUACUUACUUUCGCCCAGACUUAUCUUGGCCUAGGUCCUGUCGCUGAGGAGAGAGCCAAUGCUGAAAUAGUGCAGAUGGUGCCGUUCGAUUCUGGUCGAAAAUGCAUGGCUGUGGUUAUCAAGCUCUCGAGUGGUAAAUUUCGCUUGCUUGUCAAAGGUGCUUCUGAGAUCUUGAUUGCGAAAUGCACACAUAUCAUCAGUGAACCCACGAAGGGCACCACUGAUGCCCAAAUCACAUCUGAGCAGAUUGACACCUUGGGCAACGUCGUUAGCAGCUACGCUUCUCGAUCUUUGAGAACGAUCGGUUUGCUCUACCGAGACUUUGAGCAGUGGCCUCCUCGUGGUGCUGCCUCCCGAGAGGAUGCAAGGCAAGCUGAUUUCGACGCUGUCUUCCGCGAUAUGACCUUCCUCGGCGUGGUGGGUAUUCAAGACCCGUUGCGUCCUGGUGUGACAGAGGCUGUGCGUGAUUGUCAGAUAGCUGGUGUAUUUGUACGCAUGGUCACGGGUGACAACUUGAUGACUGCGAAGGCUAUUGCGACCGAGUGUGGCAUCUUCACUGCUGGUGGUAUUGCCAUGGAAGGUCCAAUCUUCCGUCGACUUACAGCCAAACAGCUUAAUCAAGUCAUUCCUCGUCUUCAAGUGCUUGCUCGCUCCAGUCCUGAAGACAAAAAAUUAUUGGUCGGACACUUGAAGAAGCUCGGAGAAACAGUCGCAGUAACAGGAGAUGGCACAAAUGACGCUCCAGCACUGAAGACCGCCGACGUUGGCUUCUCGAUGGGUAUCGCUGGUACUGAGGUUGCAAAGGAAGCUUCUGCUAUCAUCCUGAUGGAUGACAAUUUUGCAUCCAUUGUCAAGGCUAUUCAGUGGGGACGAACGGUCAAUGAUGCAGUGAAAAAAUUCUUACAGUUCCAAAUUACAGUUAACAUCACUGCCGUCCUUCUAACCUUCAUCUCUGCCGUUUCGAACGAUAACGAGGAAUCUGUCCUCACUGCAGUCCAGUUGCUUUGGGUGAACCUGAUCAUGGACACCUUUGCGGCUUUAGCUUUGGCGACUGAUGCUCCUUCUCCUCACAUCCUAAAGCGACGUCCGGAACCUAAAUCGGCUCCACUCAUCAGUCUGACCAUGUGGAAGAUGAUCAUCGGACAGUCUAUAUAUCAACUCGCUGUUACUCUUAUUCUCUACUUCGCAGGCGCUAGCAUAUUAGGCUACGAGACAGAGGAUGAGAUGAAUCGACUUCAGAGUACUAUCUUCAACACAUUCGUUUGGUCUCAAAUUUUCAACCAGUGGAACGCUCGACGUCUUGACAAUGGCUUUAACAUCUUCGAAGGUAUGCUUCGAAAUUACUGGUUCAUUGGUAUCCAAUUCAUUAUUGUCGGAGGUCAGAUUCUCAUCAUGUUCAUUGGUGGAGCUGCAUUCUCUAUCUAUCGCAUCAACGGCCCGCAAUGGGGAUACUCGAUAGUGUUGGGUCUGUUGUGCAUACCUUUCGCAGUUGUAAUUCGAUGCUUCCCUGACGAGCUGUUUGCCAAGCUCAUACCAUCAUUGCCUCGACGACACCGACCUAGUCCGGACGUAGUUGUCCAGGACGAGGAGGACGGAAUCACACAAUGGAACCCAGCCUUGGAAGAGAUCCGAGACGAGCUCGGCUUCCUCAAAAAGCUUAGAGGUGGCCGUAUGUCAGAGCUUGCGUUUAAACUACAGCAUCCAAGACAAUCAUUCCUACCAAGAUCUAGAUCGUCGUCCAAGUUGCAUCCUAAGGGUGAUUUGGCAGAGGACGACCCGGAGAAGAUUGUCGCCAACGCUUAUGCAGCUGCGAAUGCUGAGGCAGAAGCAGCUAAGAACAAAAACGCCACACCAGACAAGCAGAGGAAGCGGACGCGAGCAAGCUCAAAUUCAGUGUUUGGUCCGGUCACAGCCAUGGCUGGCAUAGUAGCUGGCAGUGUUGCUGGAGGCUGGUCACCUAUUGAGCGUAGGGCAGAAGACCCAGAAUCAGUUCAUUUCCAAAGAUCGAGAGCACCGUCAGGAGUGGAGGGUACGAGUGGAAUAGAGAUCCACCCAGCCACUGCCACUGAGGACCCUGUGUUUUCGCCUACUGAGAUCACCGACACAAGGAUACCACCAUCUCAAAAUCCAUCAUUAGCACCUCAUUUCGAUCACGCACCACCACCUACUGUUGACAUUCCAUUUGGCAGGAGGUCUCAUUCCAGGCAUUCCUCCACUGCACCGAAGGAAUAA
This is a messenger RNA of Lithohypha guttulata, 4329 nucleotides long. Its product is annotated as plasma membrane calcium. The record is from RefSeq and is a predicted model, not a curated record. The transcript is spliced from 2 exons. Gene Ontology annotation, biological process: calcium ion transmembrane transport; intracellular calcium ion homeostasis. Gene Ontology annotation, molecular function: P-type calcium transporter activity; ATP binding; ATP hydrolysis activity. NCBI's taxonomy places the organism in Eukaryota, Fungi, Ascomycota, Eurotiomycetes, Chaetothyriales, Trichomeriaceae. The coding region runs from base 1 to 4329 and encodes 1442 amino acids. Gene Ontology annotation, cellular component: intracellular membrane-bounded organelle; plasma membrane.